AUGCCUGUACACCAAAACGCCGAACUCCUCGCUCCCCCGCCGAAGUCCGAUCGAUGGCCCGUUAUGAUGUUUUCCCACGGGUUAGGAGGCACACGGAACGCAUACUCGCACAUCUGCGGCUCACUCGCAAGUCACGGAAUCGUAGUGGUAGCAGCAGACCAUCGCGAUGGCAGUUCGCCUCUCGCCAUACACCACACACCGGAAGACAAGCAGAAGACGAAGCGCGUCGACUACCGAUCCAUUGCGCACAAGGCGAGCACAGAAGUAUACGAGGCACGAGACGAGCAACUGAAGAUACGGCUAUGGGAGUUGGGCAUGGUACACGAUGCGGUCUUGAAAAUCGACGAAGGACGUAAACUCAAGAACGUAGCCCAAGACCAACCCAAGGGAAAGAACCUCCUCAGCAUGUUCUCCAACAUCCUCAACGUCCACGAUCCCGGCUCCAUCAGCUACGCCGGCCACUCCUUCGGCGCAUGCACAAUGGUGCAAUUCGUAAAAUCCGUCUACCACCGCCCCCAAACAUCCACCCCGUCUUACAAACCCCUCUACACCCCCUCCUCAGACUCCAGCCUAGUCCAACAAAUCACACCCCAAAACUCCGUCACCCUCCUCGACCUCUGGACCCUCCCCAUCCAAAGCCCCGCCACAAGCUGGCUCCGCUCCAAACCCAUGCCAUGCUACGAUGCCCCCUCUGGCGGCAAAAACCUGCUAGCCAUCGCCUCCGAAGGCUUCUACAACUGGUCCUCCAACUUCCGCGAAACGAAAUCCAUCUUAUCUCCUCCUUCUCCCCAAUCUUCGAAACACACAAACCAACCAGGCCCCCACAUCUUCUACCCCAUCGCCUCAGCGCACCUCUCCCAAUCCGAUUUCGGCGUCCUGUUCCCCUGGGUUACAACCAAAGUCUUCGGCGCAAAGGAACCUGAACGCGUACUCAGGCUCAACACACGCGCGAUACUGCAGAUGCUGAGGGAGAAUGGGGCGAGGGUUGCGAAUACGAGUGCGGCGGAUUUGGAAUUGGAGGAAGAGGCUGGGCCGCCGGCGAAGAGCUGGAAUUUGGUUCAUGAUACUACGAUUUUGAGUAGGACGAAGGAUAGUGUGAGGGGAUGGGUUAAUGUUAGUGUGGAUGGGGAGGAGAGGAGGGGGGAGGAGAAGGUUAUGAGUCCGUUGGAGAAGGUGGGGAGUAAGGGGAAGGGACCGGGGGAUGCGGUGGUUGAGGGGGAGGCGUUGGGGCAGGUUGUUGAGGGGAAGGUUUGA
Molecule: messenger RNA, 1254 nt
Organism: Alternaria infectoria
Lineage: Eukaryota; Fungi; Ascomycota; Dothideomycetes; Pleosporales; Pleosporaceae
Exons: 1
Coding region: 1-1254 (417 amino acids)
Molecular function (GO): 1-alkyl-2-acetylglycerophosphocholine esterase activity
Source: RefSeq, a predicted model, not a curated record